AUGACUCAUACCCUCCAUCUUACGACCAUUUCCAGCCGAAUAUUCCUCGAAACCCCCCGCCAAUGCAUCCGCAUCCCCCACUCCCUCCACGACAACAUCCGCGAAGACAUCCUCCUCGAAUCCCAACUCCUCCUCCUCUCCUUCGCAAUCGGUAUCCAAGAUGCCGCCGCCUGGCCUACCUACGGCUGCUUCGCCUCCAACCAAACCGGCAACAUGCUAUUCCUGGCCCUCGGUGGCGCCGGCCUCGCAACCACAGCUGACUACAACUUUCGAAACCUAGGCAUGAGUCUGGGUGCCUUCAUAGCGGGUGCUCUCGUCAUGGGCCAGAUCGGCAAUUACGUCGGAGUCCGUCAGCGAUGGUGGCUGCUCCUUUCCAGCUUCGUUCAGUCAGGGUUGGUAUUUUCGGCUGCGGGGGUGAGUGAGCGGGCGAAUGCCCUGGUCACGUUGUUCAUGUUGGCGUUUGCGUCUGGGGCGCAGGUGGCGAUGGGUCGUGCAUUAAAGAUCACGGAUAUUACGACUGCUAUGGCAACGGCGGCGUAUGUGGAUGUUGUUAUUGAUCCGGGGUUACUGAAGGGGAGGAAUCGGGGGAGGAAUCGGAGGGUGUUGUUUCUUGGGCUGUUGAUGGCGGGGUGUUUUGUAGGUGCGGUUUUGGUGAAGGUGGUGGGGGAGAGGGGGACGUUGGUUGUUAGUGGGGGGUGUAAGAUUGUGGUGAUGGUGGGGUUUUUGUUUAGUAGGAGGGUGGAUAUGGAUUGUUAGAUUGGGGGGGUUUGUAGGUGACUAGGGCUCGGUUUGUUGUAUGUUGAUAUCGGGUGUGAUUGAUCUUUCCCCGGGCGGGUUGUAACUUGAUAUAAGAUAGAGGGAUUGAGAGGAGACUGGCUGUAUUAUAAUUCUUUUUUCUGUCAUAUUAUUAAUUCUAUUGGGUGUUUAGUCUAUG
Aspergillus sclerotioniger CBS 115572 is the source of this 934-nucleotide messenger RNA. Its product is annotated as YoaK family protein. Lineage: Eukaryota; Fungi; Ascomycota; Eurotiomycetes; Eurotiales; Aspergillaceae. The coding region runs from base 1 to 756 and encodes 251 amino acids. The transcript is spliced from 2 exons. The record is from RefSeq and is a predicted model, not a curated record.